CAGGAGAAGCCCGCGGGGCUGCAGGCACUGAAAAGAAAAUGUACCUGGACCCAGAAGCAGCCAAAGGGUUGCCGUCCCGUGAUGUCCUUUUGGUCUCAGCCAUCAUCACCAUCAGCCUUAGUGCCACCAUUGUUCUGUGUGGGAUCUGCCAAUGGUGCCAGCGCAAAUUGGGCAAACGCUAUAAAAAUUCCUUGGAGACAGCGGGGACACCAGAUUCCAGCCGAGGCCGCAGCGAAAAGAAAGUAAUCAAGUUACCCUCUGGUGGCAAGGCAGUAAACACAGCACCUGUGCCAGGACAGAUGCAGCAUGAGGAGAGUGACCACAAAACAGAGCCUCGGUCCUCUGUCUCAGACCUUGUAAACUCCCUGACCAGUGAGAUGCUGAUGCUCUCCCCAGGGUCUGAGGAUGAUGAGGGACAUGAUAGCUCCAGCCGGGAGAACCUAGGCCGAAUCCAGUUUAGCGUUGGUUACAAUUUCCAGGAAUCUACUCUGACUGUCAAAAUAUUGAAAGCUCAGGAGCUGCCAGCCAAGGAUUUCAGUGGCACCAGUGAUCCCUUUGUCAAAAUUUACCUCCUACCAGAUAAAAAACAUAAGCUAGAGACAAAGGUGAAAAGGAAGAACUUAAAUCCACAUUGGAAUGAGACCUUUCUCUUUGAAGGUUUCCCUUAUGAGAAAGUGGUACAGCGGGUGCUCUAUCUCCAGGUCCUGGAUUAUGAUCGAUUCAGCCGUAAUGAUCCCAUCGGGGAAGUGUCUAUUCCCCUCAAUAAGCUGGACUUGACCCAGAUGCAGACAUUUUGGAAAGAACUAAAGCCCUGCAGUGAUGGAAGUGGAAGCCGUGGAGAGCUACUUCUAUCCCUUUGCUACAACCCUUCUGCUAACUCUAUAGUAGUGAAUAUUAUAAAAGCUCGGAAUCUUAAAGCCAUGGACAUUGGGGGAACAUCAGACCCCUACGUGAAGGUGUGGCUGAUGUACAAAGACAAGAGGGUGGAGAAGAAGAAGACAGUUGUGAUGAAACGGUGCCUGAACCCUGUCUUCAAUGAGUCCUUCACCUUUGACAUCCCCACAGAGAAACUGAGGGAGACAACCAUUAUCAUCACUGUCAUGGAUAAGGACAAGCUCAGCCGGAAUGAUGUCAUUGGAAAGAUCUACCUGUCAUGGAAGAGUGGCCCAGGCGAGGUGAAGCACUGGAAGGAUAUGAUUGCACAUCCCCGUCAGGCUGUGGCACAGUGGCACCAACUGAAGGCCUGAGAGGCAGAGGCCAACGAGUCGCUCUGAGUUUCAGUGCACCCAGUCAACAUUUAUUGGCCACCUUCUCACUACUUUAUGCACAACAGCUGCACCCAGGUCUCCUCCAGGGGAAAAGCUCGGGAACGACCAGAGGCUAAGGGUGAAAACUUGAUAUAUGUACCAAACUCUGGGAAAGUGGCGCUGGUGCCCAAUGUGCCAGUUCAGCACACAGCACCAUCAGGAGCAUCGUUACUACCCAACCUCCUGCUUUAGCCUUCAGACUUAUGUAGAAAGAAGAGAGAGAGAGAGAAAGAGAGAGAGAGAGAGAGACCAGCCCUCCUGUCAGAAGUGGUCUCAGCACUGAUUUGUUGGGGUUCCCAGUGUGGCAAUGGCACUGGCGUGAUGGGAGGAGACGGGUCUACUACCGCCAUACAAGACUUCCUAUGAGUUCUUCCAGCCAAAGGCCCCUUGGGAUGGCACCCUGUUUCACCAUGAGGAAGCUAGCCACUAGUGGUGGCUGUGCAGUCCAAAGAGGGGG
Messenger RNA from Eublepharis macularius, 1764 nucleotides. RefSeq names its product synaptotagmin 7 (gene SYT7). NCBI's taxonomy places the organism in Eukaryota, Metazoa, Chordata, Lepidosauria, Squamata, Eublepharidae. Bases 39 to 1247 code for a protein of 402 amino acids. Gene Ontology annotation, molecular function: clathrin binding; SNARE binding; phosphatidylserine binding. The record is from RefSeq and is a predicted model, not a curated record. The transcript is spliced from 9 exons. Gene Ontology annotation, cellular component: synapse; synaptic vesicle; axon. Gene Ontology annotation, biological process: calcium-ion regulated exocytosis; vesicle fusion; cellular response to calcium ion.